UUAACCAUGGGGCAGGGAACUGGACCAACGAUGAAGGUUAUCCGCUUCAAUCCAGGAAGUCGCCUCAAGGAAAAAUCCAAAGAUGCAGCUCUGAAUCACUGACAAAACACAGAAAGGAGCGCCUUCAUAUUUGCACUUUUAUCAGCCCAUUUUGUGUGGAAAUUGGAUAUUUUCCAUAUUUCUCUGCAUAGCCUUGGCUAAGGAGAUUCAAUUUUAUCCACUAUCAACAUUAGAUCUGCUUCACAAAAAAAAAAAUGGAUAUUGCAUUCUCCACUUGACUGUAUAAUUAUCUAUGUGGAAUAUAACAUUCAGCCAAUAAAUUCAGACAUCAGAUGUAAUUAUCACUCUGAGGAUUCCCCUUUCUUACCCUCCUCUGGUGCACCUGUUAUUCUCUACAAUGAAUCCCAACAGCAUACCUGGGCAUUUCCUCUUGCUGCUUAGCACCAUGCUGGGCCUGAGUGUAGGCCUGGAGUUUACUGGCUCUGAAGGUCAGUGGGCUCGCUACCUCCGCUGGGACGCCAGCUCCAGAAGUGACCUGACAUUUCAGUUCAAGACUUCAGAAUCCGAAGGCCUACUGCUCUACUUCGACGACGGCGGAUAUUGCGACUUUCUUCUUCUGUCUGUAACCAAGGGUAAGCUCCAGCUUCGCAUCAGCAUCGACUGCGCCGAGACCACCAUCACCUCGGACAAAAUUGUCAACGACAGCCGUUGGCACUUUGCAGCCAUCAACAGGCACAAUUUGAGGACUGGCUUGGCUGUGGAUGGUCAGACAAAAACUGAGGAAGUGCGGCCCCAGCGGCGGUUCAUGAAGAUCGUUAGUGACCUCUUCCUUGGAGGACUCCCAGGGGACAUUCGCACAUCAGCCAUCACCCUUCCCACUGUCCGUGAGCUGCCACCAUUCAAGGGAAUUAUCACAGACCUCAGUUAUGGAAGUAAGCUACCUACGCUCAUCAAUAGUCAGAAAGUGCGCUUGGAAAUGAUGGGCCUUUGCACAGAGAACCCCUGUGAGAAUGGCGGGAUCUGCUCGCUGGCAGAUGGAGAAAGCUACUGCGACUGCUCCAGAACUGGAUACGUAGGUCGAUACUGCACUGAAGCAGUCCAGAGAACACCAGGCCUCGCACACCUGAAGGCAGAGCAAGGUAGAAACAAAGCGAGGGAGGAAAAUGUGGCCACGUUCCGCGGCUCGGAGUACUUCUGCUACGACCUCUCACAGAACCCCAUCCAGAGCAGCAGCGACGAGAUCACGCUGUCCUUCAAGACGUGGCAACGCAACGGCCUCCUCCUGCACACGGGGAAGUCGGCCGACUACGUCAACCUGGCGCUCAAAGAUGGGGCCGUCUCCCUCGUCAUCAAUCUGGGCUCCGGGGCUUUCGAGGCCAUCGUGGAGCCGGUCAACGGGAAAUUCAAUGACAACGCCUGGCACGACAUUAAAGUGACACGCAACCUGAGACAGCAAUCAGGCAUUGGACACGCUAUGGUCACCAUCUCCGUUGAUGGGAUCCUCACCACCACUGGCUACACCCAGGAAGACUACACCAUGCUGGGCUCUGAUGAUUUCUUCUAUGUGGGUGGGAGCCCCAGCACCGCGGACCUGCCCGGCUCUCCAGUUAGCAACAAUUUCAUGGGCUGCCUCAGAGAGGUGGUGUAUAAAAACAACGAUAUCCGCUUGGAGCUCUCCCGUCUGGCCCGCAUCGUGGACCCCAAGAUGAAACUCCAGGGCGACGUGGUCUUCAAGUGCGAAAACGUACCCACCCUCGACCCAAUCAACUUCGAGACCCCGGACUCCUUCCUGGCGUUGCCGAAAUGGAACACAAAACGCGUCGGCUCCAUCUCCUUCGACUUCCGCACCUCCGAACCGAACGGGUUGAUCCUUUUCACCCACGGUAAGCCCCAGGACAGACGGGACGCCAAGGGCCAGAAGAACAACAAGGUGGACUUCUUUGCGGUGGAGCUGCUGGAUGGAGGUCUGUUCCUGCUGCUGGACAUGGGCUCCGGCACCAUCAAAGUCAAAGCUACUCAGGCCAAGGUCAAUGACGGCGCCUGGCACCACGUGGACAUCCAGAGAGACGGUCGCUCAGGCAUCAUCUCAGUAAACAGCCGCCGGACUCCUUUCACAGCCAGCGGGGAAAAUGAGAUCUUGGACCUGGAGGGGGACCUUUAUCUGGGUGGUCUGCCUGACAACCGUGCAGGCCUGGUGCUCCCCACCGAGCUCUGGACAGCUAUGCUCAACUACGGCUACGUGGGCUGCGUGCGGGAUCUGUUCAUCGACGGACGCAGCAAGGACAUCCGGCAGUUAGCGCAGUCCCAGAAUGCAACGGGCAUCAAGUCUUCGUGUAGUAAGGUGACGGGGAAACAGUGCGACAGUAAUCCAUGCAAGAACAAUGGCGUAUGUAAGGAGGGAUGGAACCGCUUUGUGUGCGACUGUACUGGAUCUGGCUACUGGGAUAGCACCUGUGAGAGAGAAUCAUCCAUCCUGUCAUACGACGGAAGCAUGUACAUGAAAGUGGUGAUUCCAAACGUCAUGCACACAGAGGCCGAGGACGUCUCCCUCCGCUUCAUGUCCCAGCGGGCGUACGGCCUGCUCAUGGCCGCAACGUCCCGAGAGUCGGCGGAUACGCUGAGGCUGGAGCUGGACAGCGGGAAGGUCAAACUGACGGUCAACCUAGACUGUGUCAGGAUAAACUGUAACACCAGCAAAGGCCCUGAGGUUCUUUAUGCCGGACAAAAGCUCAACGACAAUGAGUGGCACUCGGUGCGAGUGCUCCGCCGCGGUAAAAACUUCAAACUAACAGUGGAUGAAGACAUGGCUGAAGGUCAGAUGGCGGGCGACCACACCCGUCUGGAGUUCAACAACGUGGAGACGGGAAUCUUGACCGAGCGACGUUUUGUCUCGUCUGCUCCUUCGUCCUUUAUCGGACAUCUUCAGAGCCUUAAGUUCAACGGCAUGCAGUACAUCGACAUGUGCAAGAACGGGGACAUCGACUUCUGCGAGCUGAACGCCCGCUUCGGCAUGCGCUUCAUCAUCGCCGACCCCGUCACCUUCAAGACCAAAGGCAGCUACCUGGGCUUAGCCACUCUGCAGGCGUAUACCACAAUGCACCUCUUCUUCCAGUUCAAAACCACCUCGCCUGAUGGUUUCAUCAUCUUCAACAGUGGAGACGGAAACGACUUUAUUGCAGUGGAGCUGGUGAAAGGGUUUGUCCACUAUGUGUUUGACCUGGGGAAUGGGCCGAGUCUGCUGAAGGGCAACAGUGACAACCCCCUUAAUGAUAACCAGUGGCACAACGUGGUCAUCACGCGAGACUCCUCCAACACACACACGCUCAAGGUGGACUCCAAGUCGGUCACGCAGAAUGUCAAUGGAGCCAAAAACCUCGACCUCAAAGGUGACCUGUUCAUCGGAGGCCUUGGACCCAACAUGUACCAGAACCUUCCUAAGCUGGUGGUUUCUCGGGAAGGUUUCCAGGGCUGCUUGGCCUCAGUUGAUCUCAACGGCCGCUUGCCAGACCUCAUCAACGACGCCCUUUUCCGUAGCGGGCAGAUUGAGCGUGGCUGUGAAGUUGGUUUCACCAAAGCCGACCUGCAAGGCCCAAGCACAACCUGCCAGGAGGACUCAUGUGCCAACAUGGGGGUGUGCAUCCAGCAGUGGGAGAACUUCACUUGUGACUGCUCCAUGACGUCCUACACGGGGACUCACUGCAACGACCCUGGCACCACGUAUAUCUUUGGGAAAGGAGGGGGUCUGAUCACGUACACGUGGCCCAAUAAUGAGAGGCCCAGCACACGGACGGACCGGCUGGCGGUGGGCUUCAGCACUACAAUCAAAGAUGGCAUCCUGGUCCGCAUCGACAGCGCCCCUCGUCUGGGUGACUACAUCAUGCUCCACAUCGAACAAGGAAAAGUGGGUGUGACAUUUAACAUUGGCACAGUGGACAUCAGCGUGAAAGAGUUGACCACGGCAGUGAACGACGGCAAAUACCAUUUGGUCCGGUUCACCAGGAACGGGGGCAACGCCACUUUGCAGGUGGACAACUGGCCAGUCAAUGAACACUUUCCAACAGGCAACAGCGACAUUGAGCGCUAUCAAAUGGCAAAUAAGAAAAUCCCGUUCAAAUAUACCCGGCCAGUAGAAGAUUGGCUUCAGGAGAAAGGCCGGCAGCUGACAAUCUUCAACACCCAGGCCACCAUCUCCAUCGGUGGAAAUGACCGGAAGCGGCCCUACCAGGGUCAGCUCUCCGGGCUCUACUACAACGGCCUGAAAGUCCUCAACAUGGCCGCAGAGGGCCACGUCAACAUCAAGGUGAACGGCAGCGUGAGGCUGGUGGGAGAUGUGCCGGCCAGCAGGGGCGCGGCACGCACCACCACCUCGGUGCCACCGGAGAUGUCCACCACCUUCAUUGAGACCACCACCACGCUCUCCACCACGACCACCCGCAAGCAGCGCUCACCACCAACUAUUCAGACGACGGAUGACAUUGUGUCAUCGGCCGAGUGCUCCAGCGACGACGAGGACCUGGAAGAGUGCGACUCCGGACAUGCAGGAGGGGAGCUAGUCAUCCCCAUACUAGUCGAGGACCCCAUAGACAUCCCCUCUGUAUCCACCCGUUCUCCCUUCAUCCCCCUCCCCCCCACCCUCCGCCCCGUCCUCACCAUUAUUGAGACCACCAAAGAGUCCUUGGCCAUGGCCACUGAGGCGGGGGUACCUUGCUUGUCGGACCGAGGCAGCGAUGAUUGUGAUGAUGGUGAUGGUGGUGAUGAUGGUGAUGAUGAUGAUGAUGAUGGCAUGGUGAUAUCGGGGUUUGGCUCUGGCGAAGCUUUCGACUCUAGCCUGCCCCCGACUGACGAUGAAGAUUUUUACACCACCUUCUCCCUGGUAACAGAUAAGAUCUUGACCACAUCGGCCUAUGAAGGCGGCUACAAAGCCCUCGCGCCCAAGUGGGAGGCCAAGGACUUGAGGCCUAGCAAAGCCUCUGAGGCAGGUAGGACUACACCCACCUCGCCUCUGCCCGACCCCCGGGGCACGCCGCCGGCGGCGGUCCCCUCGGACACGCCACCCAAGCUGCCCGCCGGGAAAAUGAACAACCGCGAGGUAAAACCCCUACAGCCGGACAUAGUCCUGCUGCCCCUGCCCACGUCCUUCGAUCUGGACGGCACCAAGCCGCGGGGUCCCUUCAUCACCUCGCCCAUGCUGCGCACGGUGCCCGCCGCCUUGCCCACCGUGCCUGGAGUGGUUCGGCGGGUUCCCCCGGGGGCCUCAGAGGUUAUCCGGGAAUCCAGCAGUACAACGGGCAUGGUGGUGGGCAUCGUCUCAGCGGCCGCCCUCUGCAUCCUCAUCCUCCUCUACGCCAUGUACAAGUACAGGAACAGGGACGAGGGUUCCUACCAGGUGGACGAGACGCGCAACUACAUCAGCAACUCGGCACAAACCAAUGGCGCUGUGGUGAAAGAUAAAACGCCCAGCGGCAGCGCCAAAGGCAGCGCUAGUAGCAAGAGACCGAAAGACAAGGACAAGGAAUAUUAUGUAUAGAAAGAAAUCAGAUCAUUUCCCAACACAUAGAAAAAAACUGUUUGGAACAAAGUUAUAAACAUUUUGACAGUACCAUAUUGGCAACUGUGAUUUAAAAAGGAUAAAAUCUCCUGAGAACUCUUCUGAGUCCUGAAACAUUUACAAAAGAACUUUGGCUAAGGCAGCCCACUUACUAUUGUAAGCAUUACUGAGAGACAAUGCAGUUUGACUUCAGCAGGACUCAGUGUGGAUCUUUUUCAAGAGUCCCUACUGGAGACUUUUGGCAGUGUGAAUAACAUCACUGGAACAUCCACACGACCCCCAAAGUGACUGUCAAGAGGUGUGUGAUCCUUGGAGUUCUGACGACCUUGUCCAUUGUAACCCUGUAAAAUACGCUCACUGUCAUUUCGGCCAUUCUGAGCAUGCAUGUGAGGUGUAUGUGAUGUGGUGCUGGCAUCUGUGUAAGUGAGGGACCUCAAGAAACUAUGAUUGUCGGGGAAAGUUGGAAGUCAAAACAUGAGUUCACAUUUCAAAUGGUUUCGUUCAAUGUAGCUUUCAUGGACGCGAUGUGAGCUAAAGUAUAUGUGUACUUUUAGCUGUCUUUUUAUUUCUGUAUUUGUUUGUUUUUUUAUUUAUUCAUUUAGGCAGUUAUUUAUUUAUUUAUUGAAUUUAGGUUAAAAAAAAAUAUUGAAGGAUGAUGUCCAGUCAGGGUUGACCAGGCAGUGCUCAGUGACGGCUCAGCAGGAUGUGAUACAGUCAUGUAUCUUCAUGUUUUUCUCUCUCUCUCUCACCCCCCCCCCCCCACAUCUCUGAUUGGACUGCUAUUAAUGGCAUCCAAAGUCUAAAUAGUUCUUCAAGCGUGCAAACGUGGAUCCGCCAGGCAAAAGUGCACAAUACAUUGUAAUUUCUCUGAAUUUGUUUUCUUUCCUUUCAGAUCAUUUUUUUCCGUCCAGUUUUUCUCACAUUUCCAGAGAUGCUGUUGCAAAAAAAAUGCAUUGUCAUAUUUUAUGUCUUUAUGGUUCCAAUCUUUAAAAAAAAGGAAGAAAAUCCAGGCUGAAGACUCAUUUAAAUGUGAUCAAGUGUGAUUCUAUGACUGUGUCAAAAUCAGCAAAUAUGUUUACAUAUUUUAUUACAUCAUAGCCGUCGUGCUUUGCAGGUCAAUAUUGUACAGAAAACUCCAGUUUCUGUUGAUUUUUUGUCAAACCCUCUUUCUUGUAUAGAGACAUCAUUUGAUUUUCCCUGCUGUAGCAACAUGACAUAAAAAAACAUCAUUGUUAUUGUUUGGCCGGGGACGCCUGGAGAUAAAAAAUGAUGAUGUGCACACACAGGAUGGUUUGUUUUAAGGCGUGGAGCAAACGUUGUUAGAUUAGACGUCUAGUCUCUCUGGAUGGUGUUUCUCUUCAGUCGCAUGAAUAUUUGACCAAGGGAAGCUGUCAGUCAAAUAGAAAACACCUCCCUCUGAUCUCAUAUCAGGGACUCCUCCCUAUUCAGAAAUUACUUUCAUCAUGUUAUUUAUUUUUUUAUUGGAAAUUUAAAAACAGAACAAAAGAAUAAAUAAGAAUUAUGAUGGAUUUGGAGAUCUUUUGGUAGCACCUAACUGACUAACAGGUGAUUUUUUUCUUACUUUUUUUUUUUUUUUUAUCUGACAUCAAUGUUUUCGUCUGCUAAGCUCGUCUUUUUUGUUUUUGUUUUUUUUGUUUUUGUAAUCGUGUAGCUAAUUUCAUGUCUCAUUUUUAUGACAUUCUCUUCCGGCAAUCUGUUGGGUUUUUUUUAUGUCAUUAUUUAUAACUGAACUCAUUUGUUCUCAUUCGUUUUCAUGCCGAAUCAGUCAGUGUGUAUGUUCACUUUGAUUUUUUUUGUGUUGGUACUUGGCUUUUUUCAAACCAGUUAAUUAUUAUUGUCUUCUGCUCCUUUGACUCCAAACAAUUCCCAGAAAUAAAAAAUGUUGUUCCCAAACUUCUUGUACGUGA
This is a messenger RNA of Labrus bergylta (ballan wrasse), 7476 nucleotides long. The record is from RefSeq and is a predicted model, not a curated record. Lineage: Eukaryota; Metazoa; Chordata; Actinopteri; Labriformes; Labridae.